CACACUCUCUCUCUCUCACACACACACUCUCUCUCUCUCACACACACACACUCUGUCUCUCUCUCUCAUACACUCACAGCAGCCCACUAAUGUGGCACUGCAGCUCAUUAUGGCCGAACUCAGAGCUGGAUAAAAGGAAGUGUUUUUUUUUCGGAACCCGCUGUCUGAGGACUCUGGGAUCUGCGCACCGUUCCUCCGGAGAAUUUCCCGAAGCCAAGAGGCGAGCUGGAAUGAAUUUUUGGGAAGGCGAGAACCUUCCACUCCAGCCAGCCAUCCCAGAAAAUUCCCGUUCGCAGGCGGAUCGCUGCUCGACAGUGACAGCCCCCUCGGGAUCGACCUGCUCCCGCACGGAGGCCGAAUGAAUGCCGGAGCCAGGAGGUGCGGACACCCCCCCGACGCCCAGGCAGCCCGGAUCGCUCUGCUCGACUGGAUCGACCCCCCCCUCGGGUCGGAACCACACCAGAGCACAAGAAGAAGCCAAGAGAGAGAGAGAGUCUGGGAUUGCUGCUGUUCUGCUUCUCUGACCAAUUAACCAAUUAAUCAAUUAAUCGAGCCAUUAACGACACGGUCUACACAGGCAUCUGGACCCGGACCGGACCGGACCGGGCCAUGGCGCCCCUGUCGCUCUGGCUGGCGGCCCACCUGGCCCUCCUGCUGGACCUGGCCGGCCCGGCUGGGGGCUUCUCCACCUGCCAGGGGCUGGACCUGAAGGAGUACCGCGACAAGCGCAUCCGGGCGGUCCGCGGACAGAUCCUCAGCAAGCUGCGCAUCGCCGAGCCGCCGGAGGCCGCGCUGGCGCCGCCCGCCCCGGAGGUGGCGCCGGAGGUCAUGCUGCUGUACAACAGCACGCGGGAGCUGGUGAGGGAGCACGCGCGCCUGGCCGAGUCCGCCUGCGAGCGCGAGAGCAGCGAGGAGGACUACUACGCCAAGGAGGUGCAGCGCGUGGACAUGCUGCCGCCCAGCCACGGGCACUGGUAUCUGUACCUCUCUGUCACUGGGCAGAGCUCAGGUAUCUGUACCUCUCUGUCACUGGGCAGAGCACUGGUAUCUGUACCUCUCUGUCCAUCUGCCACUGGGCAGGGAAGAUGUAUCUGUACCUCUCUGUCACUGGGCAGAGCUCUGGUAUCUGUACCUCUCUGUCACUGGGCAGAGCUCUGGUAUCUGUACCUCUCUGUCCAUCUGCCACUGGUAUCUUUACCUCUCUGUCUCUGGGCAGGACACUGGUAUCUGUCCUUCUGUCACUGGGCAGGACACUGGUAUCUGUACCUCUCUGUCCAUCUGCCACUGGGCAGAGCUCUGGUAUCUGUACCUCACUGUCACUGGGCAGAGCACUGGUAUCUGUAUCUCUCUGUCCAUCUGCCACUGGGCAGGGCACUGGUAUCUGUACCUCUCUGUCACUGGGCAGAGCUCUGGUAUCUGUACCUCUCUGUCCAUCUGCCACUGGGCAGGGCACUGGUAUCUGUACCUCUCUGUCACUGGGCAGAGCUCUGGUAUCUGUACCUCUCUGUCACUGGGCAGAGCUCUGGUAUCUGUACCUCUCUGUCACUGGGCAGAGCUCUGGUAUCUGUACCUCUCUGUCCAUCUGUCUCACUUACUUUCCUCUCCCUCUCAGGCCUGGAUGACCAGCUGAUAAAACAGUAUAAGAAGUCAGGCUCGAAAGGCUCCAAGUUCGACAUUAGCACCAAGACGCCCCACCUCAUCCUGACCCUGCUGCCCACAGACCGACUGGAGUCCCCAGCCAAGAAGGGGCGCGAGCGGCGUGCGGCCGGGGACACCCCCACCUGCUCCAGGAAUGCCGACCAGAGCUGCUGUCUCCACUCCCUCUACAUCGAUUUCCGUCGGGAUCUCAACUGGAGGUGGAUCCACGAGCCCAAGGGCUACAAGGCCAACUUCUGCGCGGGGAGCUGUCCUUACCUGUGGAGCGCGGACAUGCACUACAGCAGAAUUCUGCCCCUGUACAACAAGCUGAACCCCGAGGCGUCGGUGUCUCCCUGCUGUGUGCCCCAGGAGCUCGAGCCCCUGACCAUCAUCUACUUUGUGGGGCGCAACCCCCGUGUGGAGCAGCUGUCCAACAUGGUGGUCAAGUCCUGCAAGUGCAGGUAGAGGAGAGCCACCCCAAAAGCCCAGGACAUCUCUUGGACACCCCAAAAGCCCAAGAUACCAACUCCUGGACUUCCUGAAAGCCCAGGACACCAAAGCUUGGACACCCCAAAAGCCUAAGACACCUGUGCUUGGAUACCCCGAAAGAACAUGACACCGACUCUUGGACACCCUGAAAGUGCAGGACAUCAAAUUUCGGGCGUCUCAAACGCAUAAGACACCAAUGCUUGGACACCCCAAAAGUCCAGGGCACCAACAGCUGGAUAUACCACAAAACCAAGACACCCCGAUACUGCUCCUCUGUCUGUAUCCUUCCUUCCACCCAUCUCUCUGUCCCCCUGGCUGACGGGGAGACGCGUUCUGACUCCAGGGCUCUCUGCCACUCGGGAGCUACAGCCCGGAACGGACCAGGCCGGACCGGACCGGCCCAGACCCUCCUCGCAGCAGUGUAAAUAGAUCAUCCACAGAGAGGCUGUUAGAAGGACUGCUCUCGAUAGCGCGAGCAGAUGGAUGUCAACCUAAUCACAGAUAAUCUUGCUGUUAGGAGCUGCUGCAGAUAAGUGAAAUUGCCACCAGUAUCUAAAACUGGGCCUUCCAGUGUCCAGUGUGGUCACCUCUGGGGAUUACACUGCCCUUAGGUGUCCAGUGGGGUCAGUGCUGGGGGUCACACUGCACUGGGGUGUCCAGUGGGGUCAGUACUGGGGUCACACUGUACUGAGGUGUCCAGUGGGGUCAGUGCUGGGGGUCACAUUGCACUGGGGUGUCCAGUGGGGUCAGGGCCGGCCAGAAGACAGAUGUUACUGUACCUUUUAAAGAAACUGGGGGAACAAUACCAUUAUCUGCAGCAGUGGGAGGUCAUAGGUCGUCUCAUCUUGCUAGAUAUAAGGGCAAAGGAUGUAGGAUUGUGCGAGUUAUGGGGUAUUGGAAUUCUAUGAUGUACGGGGGCAAAGGUCAUAGAAUCAUUACUGUACGACAAGGACUGUGGUGUGAUGUAUGAGGGCAAAUGUCACAGAUUACAGGUCACAGGUUAUCGUGAAUAUAUCAGAACAAAGGUCAUAGGUUAAUGUUAUGUGUGAAGGCAAUAGUCACAGUUAAUGCUGCUGUAUUUAAGUGGGCAGAAGUCCUAAAUUAACGCACUGCAGGAGAGAAAAGGUCACAGCUGAAGGACAGAUCAGUGAAAGGUUGUAUGACCUCCGGUGUGUGGCUCUGACAUCACCUUCCUUAAUAAAUAGGUACAACACCAACUGUCGCUCUCCCGCUGGACAACAUCACGGUCACUGCUUUGCCCUGGCUCACACGUCCAGCAGGCCGACUCCACUGACAUCACACAGAGGGUCCGGCCGCGUCCCAGCAGAACACUGACCACUGCAGAUCUCCGUGCCCCCUGUGUCUGCACAGGCUGGCUGGGAGAGUUGGACGCUGAGACACUGACCACUGGACACCUCAGUGCAGUUUAACUUACAGGACUGACCACGCCGAUCACUGGACAUUGCUGAAGGCGGCUUGUGUCAGAGCCAGGACUGGGCGGAGACGACCGUGCUACACCUGUAUUUGUAAGGAUGGAAAGCUGAUGAAGAUCCAAUCUGGGCUCGUACACACAUGGUCGUGAGUUAUAAACCGUUAAUAAAAGUUCAGACAGAGA
This is a messenger RNA of Lepisosteus oculatus (spotted gar), 3742 nucleotides long. The record is from RefSeq and is a predicted model, not a curated record. Lineage: Eukaryota; Metazoa; Chordata; Actinopteri; Semionotiformes; Lepisosteidae.